UUAAUCAAUCAUGGAGCCUUCGAAGGACCCGACCAGGUAAGAUCACUUCAGAGAUGCACAUCACCCAGUUGUAGACUAGGGACCUAUUAUUUGAUGGUUGGUUUGCAUUGAGGUUGUUUAGCCGAAGAAGCGAGGGUUUGGUUAAGAUUAUAGGGGUGCAAAGUGUUUUCAACUGGGAAAUGGGGAAGAGAGUGAGAGCCAAGAGGGGUUGGGAAGAGCAGAGAGACAGAAGAGAGAUAGGGAAUCGUAUUCCAAUGGGGUGACUGAGGAGUGAUUUAAGUUUGAAGAAAUUAAGGAAAGAUCAACCUGAGGGAUUUGUUUAGAAAAUUUCAGUCAAACGCACUCACAAAUAAUCAUGAUGAUGAAAGAUAAAGUAGAGAAAUUGAAAGAAGACACUGAAGAAACCAAAGGUUUUCAAACCUCAAGUUAUGUCGAUAAUACUCAGCAUCUUACAAGUCAAUCACCUUGUAUCUUCUAUAUUGAUGACUGAAAUCUUAAUACAACAAAGUUUGCAAAAUCUUCGAGAAUGAAAACCUCUUUGAAGAUACUAAAAAGUAUCCUUUCAAUUGUAACAGAGGAAGAUCUUCAAGCAAAUCUAGGAGAUAUCCUGGCUACUUUUGAUACAAAUGGAGUCUGAAUACUAAUAGACUGAGCACAUAUCUUCCACAAGAGAUGCAUCAAAGACUGGAUCAAAGAGCAUAACACAUGCCCUAUAUGCCGCAAAAAAAUAUAUGAGAAAGCUCUAGAGCUACAAACCAGUCUUAUAUCAACACUAUUUGAUAGAUUUGAUGAGGGAUCUUUCGAUAAACGAUUCAAGCUUUGAAAUGGGGCUUUCACAAGUAGUGAGUGAACAUUCUGUUGAGAGUAAUCAGUCUGCAUCAAUAGCAAGCAAUGGAUAUAUAGAAGAGAGUGGAAUUUAUAGCUCAGAAGAUGAAAUCAACUCGGCUAACGGAUACGAUGAAUGGGCAUCUAGCAGUGACCAACAGCUGAGUCAAAGCUCUAUUGAAAUAGGCUUAUCUGGAAGCGGAUCUAGUAGAUAUAAUCCUAGUAAUGAUGAACAAUCAAUUCAAAUAUCCGCUGAUGAAUGAUCUUAUACCUCCGAAGAAAAUGAAAUUUACUCAAUAAGUGAAGAUCAGCUAGGUAUCGAUGUUGUUAGAGAUGAUUCAUCUUCUGAUUAUUCUUUUCAGGGUUCAUCAAUUACAAUACUGAAUCAGAGGUGCUUUAUUAAUGCUUAUAGCCCAGACCUUAGAUAUUUCAGUAGUGAUACUUUUUCAGACUAAAAGCUUUCUUAAUUCAAUAAUCUUAUCUAA
Moneuplotes crassus is the source of this 1310-nucleotide messenger RNA. NCBI's taxonomy places the organism in Eukaryota, Ciliophora, Spirotrichea, Euplotida, Euplotidae. The record is from the annotation of a GenBank genome assembly.